AUGUCAUUUGAUAAUAAUAACUCUGUUUUUGUUGGAGGGUUGAGAAGCGGCGAUAUUUGGGACUCGACAAAAGAUACAAAACGUGCCGAGAGGGAUAUAGAUUCGGUAUUGUUCAAUGCUGGUUGUAGCAAGGACAUGGCGCUAGAAGAGGACGCGGACAUUGAAGCACUGCUAUCUAUCAUCAAUGCUCAUAAAUCUAAUAAUGAUGUCGUAGAAAGUUGUUACCGGCCUGUGCUGUUUGCUUGCUACUGCUUUGCGCCAUUGUGCCAAAAGAUAGAGAAUCAAUCCUAUGGUUCCUAUGGUGUAAAGUUGCUUCAGGAAACGUUGAAGAGGACUGUAGUGAUGGCUGCUGCCGACCAAAGAGGAUCGAUUUUCGUUUUUGACUUUGGUGCCAACAAGUUUUGGCGGGUUGCACGAUUUGGGAUUCCUCCAUCGGCAAUGGCCUUCACAUCUUUAUCAAAAGAUGAAUUGGUUGUCGCGUUUACAGAUAAUACUUUAAGAUGUUACGACAUUGAGACGAACCAACUGAUUGCUGAAACAAGCAGCCAUCGCCAUCCAGUUGAUUGCAUUUCAAUGCAUCCUGAUGAACACGUGGUUAUUACCAGCUCACGGUCUGAAGCCAUCUUGUGGAAUAUGUCUGACUGGUCAAAGUUGAAAGUAUUAAAUGGUGAGGCAGUGAAUGGCGGAUUGCGACACGUAGCAUUUUCAUCGUCGGGGACAUUUAUAACUACCAUAUUUUACGACGAGAGCGUCUGUGUAUGGGAUGGCCACUCGUUCGAAAUCAUAUGGAAAGUGAAUAUCCCCAAGCGCAGACCCAGAUAUAUUAAGCCGCUGUUAUUCGAUCGUUCAUAUGAUGAGACAUGUCAUCUUGCCUUGAUUCUGACGAAUGAGCAAAUUUUGAUCGUUGGUGGAAUUACAAUGCUAUAUGUAUGGAAUAUUGAUACGCAAUCAUUAUUGCGUGAGGUCGAUCUUGGUCGUAGAACCUAUGGCUGUAUCAAACAAAUAGAAGCGAUCUGUGACCGUGCUGAGUUGGUAAUACUAACAUCAAAUGGACACCUUCUGCUCGUUGACAUAUUCGAGAAUGACGAGUCCGGGAUACAUCUACUUGAUGUUGAACAACCGGUUAAAUCGUUUAAAAUAUCACCAGACGGUAAAUUUUUGGUGACGAAUUCCACUAAAGAGAAAGAGAUCUUACGGAUAUGGGACUUCCGCAGUCUUAUCGCAGAUUCAUUACAGAGCAACUUUGAAAACUACGUACCAAAAAGUACCCGAACAUUAUCGCCUCCUGUUCUUGGUCCCAGUAUUUCCUGUAACAACAACUCAGCGAUAAUAACGCCAAAAAGUAUACAAUCUAUCUCGCACUCAUCGUCCCAACCGAAAUCUAAAUCCAGGUCCUUUCAUCAACACAAAAACACGAAGCUGCGAUCAUAUGAGCAGCCAUCGAGGUUUGGCACCCGAGGCAGACGUUUACGUGCAGGUUUUCCUGGGAACACUGAGAAUGAUAAUUAUAUGGAAGAGUUUCUGUCACCCUCAUUGGAAGAAGUGUCGUCUCCUAUGGUGUUGCAGAAGGAAAGGGAUCAGUGUGCAACGAAUGAAUAUACGUCAUGGGCAGUUGAAAAGAAUAGUCAUAAGACUGUUCCGUUUGAGAGUGACUAUGAAUUGAAAUCAACGUCUUUAUUCGGGUCGUCGGGGAUACAGAAUCUAUCUUUUGUCUCAACAGAAGAAAGAAGGCUCAAUAUCAUUGAAAUGUUGCACCAAGAUGGAAAAUAUCCAGCAGAGCAUAGGCUACAAAUAUGGCGUACUUUAUUGGAUGUUCCCGAGAAUCGAGAGGCAUUUAGAAAUUUGAUUGACAAGAAGAGAGCAUCAACGGUUGGGCUAUCUGUUCAGAAAUGGCCCGAGCUGAGAUCAAAAAAUAGAAGGCUAUAUAUACGUCUUGAACGAUGCUUGUUGUUUCUGGUCAACUGGGGGUUCGACGUUACAGUUGUAAUUGAGUGGUUAUCGACAAUUGUUUAUCCUUUCGUUGAACUCAUGCUUGGAACAGAUGAAACAGUAUGCUGUGAGCUGAUAUUAACUAUUUUACUAAACUGGUAUCAAAAUUGCUGGGAAAAGUUUCCCCGGCCACCUGCUCGAAUGCUCGAUGUUGCUGAGACGUUGUUAGAACACUGGGAUGCAAGCCUACUCAACCAUUUCAAGGAAGUAGGCAUUGACUUUAAGACAGACUUUUUGUGGCCGGCAAUGUUGACUGGUUUCACGCGUAUAUUGGAAACUGAAGGAUUUCUCCAAUUAUGGGACCAUCUUUUGUCGAACGACGAACCAUCUUUUAUGUGUUAUUUUGCGGUCGCCUAUGUGAUUAACAGUCGAGACACGCUGAUUAACAAUUUGGAGAGUGAAAUACGGACAUUCGUCAGUACGACCUAUUCAAAUGAUCUCGUAAAUGUUCUCGAGGCUGCUCGUAAUAUGGAGAGUGAAACCCCGAUACCCAUAUCGCCUCGAAUCGAUGUACUUAGGUUCAGACCUCUUGAUAACAGAGGGAGUUAUAAACUACGUAAAGUUAUACUGAAGAAGAAUGACAAUAUUAGAGAUUGGAUAUGGCAACAGGAACGCGAGAUUACUAAAAAGAGGUAUGACUAUGUUGGAUUGACAGAUGAAUCGAUUGUUGGCAAUGAAUGA
This is a messenger RNA of Paraglomus brasilianum, 2670 nucleotides long. The record is from the annotation of a GenBank genome assembly. NCBI's taxonomy places the organism in Eukaryota, Fungi, Glomeromycota, Glomeromycetes, Paraglomerales, Paraglomeraceae.